This is a messenger RNA of Ambispora leptoticha, 905 nucleotides long. The record is from the annotation of a GenBank genome assembly. Lineage: Eukaryota; Fungi; Glomeromycota; Glomeromycetes; Archaeosporales; Ambisporaceae.
ACAACAAUAAACAAAAUCAAAAAAAAGGAGAUCCCACGAAAUCUGCACAACGGAAUCGAUUGGUGUCCUCAGAAUCAGCUCUAAAAACCGUGAAACAGAUUCAAAGAGCAAUUAAAUCAACGGGUAGUGUUGGUGAAUUUGUGAUUCCCGUCUUGUUAGAAGCAGGAUUUUUGGUUCCGAUAGGGAAAAAAAAACGUGUCACGUCAUCAGAAUUCGCUCUAACAGACGAGUUAAUACAAUUAUGGGCGCCAUUACUACAAAAAUUCGACGAGUUUUUUGAUAAUUUUGGGAAUGAAUUAAUUCAGGGGAUAUCGGAAAAAUUAAAUUUUGACGUCUUCGAACAAGUUAAUAUGACGUUGAGUCAUAGUUAUUUGAUGACUUUAGUUUCUUGGAUCCAAUACAUCUUAAAUAUAUAUUAUGAUGAUGAAUUCAGCUCUACAUUUUUUAAAGAUAUUAAUAUAGACAGUAUCUUGGAAUUUUGUUUACGGAAACCUAAUCCAUUCACGAGAAUUAUACUCCAAUAUUUGAUUGAAAAAGAUGACGAUAAUAACUCAGAGUUGAAAUCAAAUAUAGCACCAUUUCUUAAUUACAUUGAUAGACUUUUAGAGAUUGGGAAACAAAUUAAUAUCACUCAACGAUCUGAUAAGCAUUCAACACAACAACAGCUCACGGACCAAGAGAUGAAUGAUAUGUUAAAAAAUUUGGAGAGACAAUUGAAGGAAUCAACAACACGUCUAUCGGUUGAAGAGACGACGAUUUCAGAUGAUCAAACUUCAAAAAUGGUUUCCACUUUUUCAGCGUGGACAUUAUACGAUCACGAGAAAUGGCAACCAUGCCCGAUCGGAUGUUUGCCAAACGGCAAAGUGGCGUGUUUAGAUUUACCUUUGGAACUUGAUGAUCAAUAA